This is a messenger RNA of Perca fluviatilis (European perch), 5731 nucleotides long. RefSeq names its product striatin, calmodulin binding protein 4 (gene strn4). The record is from RefSeq and is a predicted model, not a curated record. The transcript has 19 exons. NCBI's taxonomy places the organism in Eukaryota, Metazoa, Chordata, Actinopteri, Perciformes, Percidae. Gene Ontology annotation, molecular function: protein-containing complex binding; armadillo repeat domain binding; protein phosphatase 2A binding. Bases 197 to 2566 code for a protein of 789 amino acids. Gene Ontology annotation, cellular component: dendrite.
CGGAAGUGUAGUAUUUUGCUAGCUGAAUAGUAAUUUUGCUCUGUGCGUGAGAGAAAGGGAAGAAAAGGGGUAGUAUAUAGCGAAGUGCUGCUGGGUUGGAAGAAGGGUACGAGGUACUUUUUUAUUAUUAUUAUUAUUGUUCGUACACUCUGCCCGUUUCCACCUCUUUAUCCUGGCGAAAGGUUGAACGGUUAAAAUGGAGGCGGAUAGAUCCGGCGGAGGACCAAACCCGAACUCCGGAGGCGGCGGCAGCAGCAGCAGCGGAUCGGGGCGCAACCCAAACGGGCCCAAAGCAGCACCGGGCCAGCCGACAUCAGCUGCGGCGACCGGAGCGUUGGCAGCAGCCGUGGCCAUGGCCGGAUCGUCGCAGGCUCGUGAGCUACAGGACGGGGACUCGGGUAUGACGCUUCCUGGGAUCCUUCACUUCAUCCAGUACGAGUGGGGACGCUUCCAGGCCGAGAAAUACCGCUGGGAGGCUGAGAGAGACGAACUCAGGGCUCAGGUGGCGUUCCUACAGGGUGAGAGGAAGGGGCAGGAGAAUAUGAAACAGGACCUGGUGAGGCGGAUUAAAAUGCUGGAGUACGCCCUCAAACAAGAGAGGACUAAGCACCAGAAGCUGAAGACAGGAAACGACCAGAGUCCAGGAGACAAGAAACCAGAGACAGAGGCAGACCAACUUCCCAAUGGGCCGGCUGAGUCAGACUCUGAGCCAGCCAAUCAGAUGUCCUGGAAAGAGGGUCGUCAGCUACUACGCAAAUAUCUCGAGGAAGUGGGUUAUUCAGACACCAUCCUGGACAUGCGGUCUAAGCGUGUGCGCUCGUUGCUGGGGCGCAGCAGCCCCGAGGCUAACGGGCCUCCGCCCAGUGAAACCUGUCCUGAGCCUGAGCCUCGGGCAGGCGGAGAGUCGUUGUUGGUCAGACAGAUAGAGGAACAAAUCAAGAGCCAACAGAACAAGAUGCAGAAAAGAUGUCUAAAACGGAGGGCAUCCUCCAUCAUGAGAACAUGGAACGCGGGCAAGGAAAGCUCUAAGGAAAGUCUGGGCGGCUCGGUGCUCGAUAAGAUCCCCUUCCUGCAUGGCUGUGAGGAUGAUGACGAAGACGACAGCGACGAGGACGAUGACUUCCAAGGCAUGGCCACUGACUGCAUCGAUGGACCGCGCAAGAACAAGAAGUCUCGCGUAAAGAUGGGUGCGGAGCCCAUGACCACAGACCUGGACCCGGAGGACGAGGAAGACGAAGACGACUCGGAAGAUGCCCUCAGUGAAUUUGACUUCCUGGGCUCGGGGGAGGAUGGGGAGGGGGCGGGAGAGGCCCGGAUCUCGGGGGACGGACGGGAGUUAGAGAACCGCAGGAACAAGUUACAAGGCAUGAUGUCGGACUUCCCCCCUAAACCCACCCCGCCCCCCUCUGUAUCGGGACAGGCUCGCUCCGGGGAAGGUGGCGCCCUGGGUUUCACCUCUGACGUCUUCAUUAUGGACGCCGUUGGAGGAGGGGACAUGAACCUGGGUGAACUGGCUGAUCUCACCGUUGCCAAUGACAACGAUCUCUCCAUGGAUAUGCAGGAUAACCGAGAUGAGUUCAAGAAGACGUGGAACCCUCGUUUCACACUACGCAGCCACUUCGAUGCCAUCCGCGCUUUGACCUUUCACCCCAGCCAAGCGGUGCUGCUCACAGCCUCGGAGGACGGAACACUAAAACUGUGGAACCUCAACAAGGCCAUGCACUCUAAAAAGAACGCGGCGUUGGAUGUUGAGCCCAUCUACACUUUUAGAGCACACAGUGGAGCUGUUCUAUCUCUGACCAUGGGCGAGGACGGAGAUUCCUGCUACAGCGGGGGUCUAGAUGGAACUGUCAGAUGUUGGAAGAUGCCAGACCUAAACGUGGAUCCUUACGAUAACUAUGAUCCUGGCAUCGAGAGCAGCGUACUAGCCGGCCACGACGACAGCGUGUGGGGUCUAACUUACUCUGCAGUUCACCAUCGUCUUGCCUCGUGCUCAGCCGAUGGCACCAUUCGCGUCUGGGACCCUCAGAACUCGGCUCCCUGCCUGUCAGUCUUCAAUAAGGAGAAAGAGCACGGAACACCCACCUCAGUAGCCUUUGUGGCCACUGACCCCAACCAGGUGGUGGUGUCAUUUGACGCCGGUGAGACGCUGCUCUACGACCUCAACACAGAGCAGAGCAUCACUGCGCUAGAGACACAGACCAAGGAUGGCAGUGAGCUGAUCAACCGUGUGGUCAGUCACCCAUCUGAGCCCGUCUCCAUCACUGCACAUGAGAACCGCACCAUCCGCUUCCUAGACAACAAGACAGGUAAAGUUGUCCACUCGAUGGUGGCUCACCUGGAUGCAGUCACCUGUCUCACUACAGACCCUAAAGGCACUUACCUCAUCUCUGGCAGCCACGACUGCUCGGUGCGCCUGUGGAUGCUGGACAACAGGACGUGCGUGCAGGAGAUCACGGCUCACAGGAAGAAGCACGACGAGGCCAUUCAUGACGUGGCCUUCCACUCUUCACAGCCCUUUAUCGCCAGCGCCGGCUCAGAUGCACUUGCCAAGAUCUUUGUCUGAAAGCACUGUUGCCAUUCUGAGUCCAACAAAAACAACUGGGCAAAAAGAGACUGAAGGACUACAGUGGACCAAUUUCACCUGCUUAUAUUCACACACACACACACACACACACACACACACACACACACACACACACACACACACACACACACUCGUCCUGCACCCCACUGGCUGGGUCAUCGCCACAGGACGUCAGCUCCCCUUAGUUCCUCACUGUUCUCUGAUGCCUCAGUGACUUCUUGUAAUACUAAUCACACUGCUUUUUUUUGUUUUUUUAUAAAAAAAAACCCGUCUGCUCCUUUUUCAAAUAAUCAUGUUUGGAAUAACACUUUUCUACACUACAAUAUUCAGUUUUGCUUCUUUUUUUUGCAUUCUAUCAACACUUUACAAACCACCGUGUGUGUGUGUUUGGGCGCUUGAACUGCUGACACACUAACAUUUCCCAGGGAAACCAACGAGGAAACUCUCGCACUGCACAGCACACAUGAUGCACCACCGCAUUUCAUUUGAGAUCCUUUUUUUUUUUUUUUUUAAACAAAUUGCUUGUGGCUAACAUAAGUAUGGUAGGCAUGACUAAUAACAGUUACCUUUCCCAGUAUCUGCAGAAAACACCUGACCAACCUCUUCAUUGGGAAUCAAUGUAAUACAUUCCAAAGACUCCAGGUAGUGUGUGUGUGGUGUCGUAUUCUAGGUUGUUGAACUUAGUUGUGUGUGUGUGAUGUGAGGAGGCAUUAGACAGUUGCUAACCAGUGUUGAACAAAUAGCUUUAAUUUCAACUUCAUGGCCAAGUCUCAUUGUUUGUGUGUGUGUGUGUGUGUGUGUGUGUGUGUGUGUGUGUGUGUGUGUGUGUGUGUGUGUGUGUGUGUGUGUGUGUGUGUGUGUGUGUGUGUGUGUGUGUGUGUGUGUGUGUGUGUGUGUGUGUGUGUGUGUGUGUGUGUUAAAAUGUCUCUCUGCUGUACAAGAUAAAUUCACAUAUUUCCACAAUCAUGGUCCAUUUCUACAGAUGUACAGUUUAAACUCUGGACACUGAUGCUUUCACCCCAAAUUAAUUGGCUAAAGAUAGAUAUGAGAGUGCAGUCAAAGUCUGGUAGCGAGGACAGUCUGUGUGCUCUCAACAAAUGACACGCAGCUUGUGUCAUUUGGUGCUUUUUACUGUACAGAUGGGUAGGUGUGUGUGUUUGUGUAUGCACUAGUUAAAUCACGGUGCUAUGAAAGACCUUGUCAGUCUUGAGUCAGAAUCAGGGACCUGUUGUUGUGGUGUGUGUGUGUAAGUGUGAACGUGUGAGAAAGAGAGAGACUUUUUCUCACUCAUCGGGCUAUAGAGUGAAUCUGAUUUUUAAAUGACAUUUCAUCAUCGAAAUCAUUUCAUUAACUGUGGUCACAUUUCAGAAUGAACGGUCACUAUAAUGUCAGCAUUGAUCGUUUCAGGCUUGCGGAGUGUACAGAGCUGAUGAUAAUUAUAUUACAGUGAGGACCACUUGGACUGAAAACCCUUCCUCAGAUCAGAGCUGUUCGGAUCGUCUUUUUCAUUUCAUUUUCAAAUCGGUGCCAGUUUGUAGGCUGUGCUCGGUUCUGGCUUGUUGUUAUUUAUUCAGGCUUUCAAAAAAAAAAAAGAAGAAAGAAAAAGCUUGACAUUACUUUCACUUGUGUGUUGAGGCGAGGUUCCCUCGUCUUGUUUUUGACGUGCAUCAGUUGCACAGUAGCACAUUACCCAGAGGGCUGAAGAUGCGUGAAGCUGGUCUCCUCUUUUUGAAGAGGAAUGCUGGGAGAAAAUGGCCCCAUGGGGAGAAAGAGAAAGAAGAAAGCCAUUUUAAAUUAAGCCACUUUUGUCAUUUAAGAAAAAAGAAAGGACUGAUUUAAGAUCUGUUGGUGUCGGUUGAUAUUAGUAGCAUGACUCAGCACCUAAUCUGUCUUGUUAUGGUUCUGCUAUUUUGAACGUAACCCAGAGAAUUUGGCUUAGGUAGAAACAUUGUUCCUCUGAGACACCUCCCAUCUAUGUCUGUCUGUGACCUGCAUUUCUACUGUUAUGCGCAGGACACAUUUGUUUGCUUUAGGUCACUUAACAGCUGACCUGACUUCAAAUGACUUGACCGGUAAUUUCAUUUUAUUGCCUUGAGAAGAUAAAAUCUGGUUUUAAAUCAGUUGGUUAAAGGGCACCCUCCACCUCUUCAAGAUUACAGGGUCACACUCGGGGUCAGAAGUCAGAUCUAAAGGUUUUAAAGUAGCCUAGAGGUAAAUGCUCCUUUCCUAAACACUGGGGACACUAGCAGUCAUAGUUUACUGAAGCGGGUGGUAGACUGUUGUCUGACAUUAGACAAGAUCUGGGUGCAAAUACAUUAUUGUACUGCUGCUGGACAUAAUGUCCUGUUAUCACAUUUAACUACUAUUUGGCUCCACUUUGCACUACAUCUAAUAGUGGAUGCUUCUGGUGAGGAGCGGUUACAGACAGGGUGCAGAAAUAAUGUUUUUCGCAGGUAUUUCUUCUACAAUCUGGAGUAAAUGCUACAAGGGUGGAACCUGCUGUGGCUCAGUUAUGUAAUAGCGAGAGUAAGAGAUGGCCCCUCUCUGAGACUUAAGACAAAUCAGUAUGACACAUCAAAAAAGAAAAGAAGAAAUCAAAACCGAGGUUGUAAAUGAUGACUAGAGAUGCCAUUACGUGCUGUAAAUGUCCAUCAUUCCUUGUUUUCUUUCUUGCAUUUCUUUUCUUUGAUUAUGAUUAUUAAGAUGUAAGAAUACUGUAGUAUCAUAAGUGAAUCAUUCUUCCUUGCUAGGCAUAGAACUUGCUUGUGACUGAUAAUGACAAUGUAUAACUUGUAAAAAAGCAAAAAAUAAUUAAAAAACAUGAAAAAUGAAGAAAAUAAGUAAAAAAAAAAAAUCUGUUACCAGUCAGAGGCCAAGGUAAAGGACUCUCAUUUCUUUGUUUUUAUUUUUUUAUUAGCAAUUUAUCACUGUGUGAUAUUUUGUACAUCAUAUUAAGCUGUAUUCAAACUAUUUCCUCUAACUACAAGGGAUAAGAGACCUGCUUUUUAUUAAUUUUGUUUUAUUAUAUAUUUUUGAACUGCAUUCUAGCUUGUAUCAAAUGACUUUCUCGUUUUGUUUACGGGUCCCCUGUUGUACGUCAUUAAGGAAGAAAAAACUAAAAAUGAAGAUUUUGUACAGUGAAUU